Molecule: messenger RNA, 3997 nt
Organism: Schistocerca cancellata (South American locust)
Lineage: Eukaryota; Metazoa; Arthropoda; Insecta; Orthoptera; Acrididae
Exons: 3
Coding region: 211-1917 (568 amino acids)
Source: RefSeq, a predicted model, not a curated record
GAUGCCGCACAGUUCUCCUCAUUAUCGCCAUGUUGCCGUCUGAGCGUUAAUUUGCUGGCGUCGUUUAGUAUUUCUGUUGAAGAGAAUUUUUGACUUCACAGCAGUGAUUGAAAAGUGAAUUUCUUUCGCAGGCAGAGAUCUAAAUACUCUGCCAUCGCAACAUACCACCCCACGAGGUGUUAGUACCUGCGCAGAUUGUGCAGCAGAAUAAUGGAAGAAGUAGACGAAGCAGAAAAAGAAGCUAGUGAAGUUCUACAUUCUCUUCUCUCCGUUGAACGAAUAGAGAAACAGCCACCCACAACGGAAGAUGGAAAUCAGGUGAUCAUUAUUUCGGCCAGUGACUCUACAUCUUCUGUGCAGACUGAAACAUCAUCUCCUCAAAACCAAAACAACCAAAUUACUGGUGGAAUGGUUCAGUGGCAUACACCAGUGACUGGACAACAAGCCGUCUUUGCAAGUAUUGUGGAUAACAACCAACAGUUUGGUAGCAACGUAAAUAGUGAACAAGUGCUGUGGCAGACAGAUGGUAUACAGUUGUGGCAAGGUUCCCACCAAACAACAGCAAUUUGUAUACCUAAUGUUGAAACAUCAAAUGUGGCAGAACAAGAAACUUUUACCAGUGCAACCUCAGAAAGGCCUGAGGCAGCACUAAAAGUGAAGAAAAAAAUGACUUUAAUGAAGACAGCAGAUUCGAGGACAAAUACUAAGUCAAAAACACCUCAGAAAUCUAAACAAAAAGUCAGAGACUCAAGUGAUAUGGACCCAACUCAGUUGGAGGAAAAUGCACAACAAGUGAAAGAAAGAUUUGAGAAAGGCUGUGAGUGCCAAGAAGAAAACUGUUUUAAAGGACUUAGUCCUGAGUAUGUAUAUCGACACAGGCUGAAUAUAGCAGAGCUAACCAAAGGUGAACAUGACAUGUACCUUAUGGGUGUUACAAUGGCUGUGCUUACUAAUCCGGAAGAAACUGUUAGACACAAAGAGAGACAACGAUUGCGUGCCCAGUAUGCAUUUCAGGGCCGCCGAGUUUGCUUGGCCGCUUUCUUAUAUCUGGAAAACUGUACUCAUUACCAGUUGAAGAGAAUCCGGAAACAUGUUAUGGUACAUGGUGUAUCACCACGUGUUCAUGGAAACUGUGGAAAGAAGCCCCACAACACGUUUCCUCUUGACAGUUACCGUCAUGCGACAUCUUUCCUUCAACGUUUUAUUGAGAAACACACUCAAAGCUCAGCAACCACUGUUAACGGGUCAUCACCAGGUUCCGGGAUGAAGAGUAAGUCAAAGCCUGUAGGGAAAACAACUCCUUUAUACUUGCCCUCAGAAAUUACAAGAAAGACUAUUCAUAAUGCAUAUUGUCAAUAUUGUGAAAAUUAUGAUCCAUCAAUAAAAGUAAUGGGUUAUUCUACAUUUAGGCAUUUUAUGAAGGAACAGUUUCCACAUGUGAAAUUUUGCAAAACUGAAAGCAGUUGUAACAGAACAGCAGUAAACAAUCAGACACAGAAAUGUAAUGGAAACAACUCUGUUCAGGUUGUGGACACACUUCCACAGCAAUGUAUAAAAUUGCCAAGUGAGUCUCUUACUGCACAGGUGCCUGAAAAUUGUCAAGAAACGCAAGCUACAUCUAUACUCCGUCAUGGCCAGUUAACUGCUAUUCCCAUCAUAUUCUCACAACCCACUUCUCAGUCAGAAACAACACUCCCUGCAAAUGUUUCUCAAGAGCAAGCUUUUAUUGUAAAACCUAUUUUACAUGCAUCUCUGGAUGGAACACCAGUGUCAAUAAACAGUUCUGGGACAUUUACAUCGUAUCAGCUAGCUCCAGCACAUCCAACAUACACAACUCACCCACACAAUUCUCAGACAAUAGCUGUAGCCUCAAUAGAUGGUAAUACACAGGACACAUUUGCAUUUACUACAUUAUAAAAAAAAAUAAAGCCAUCAAUCCUCGUGUUGCUUGGAACAACACAGUUGUUUGCUAGACAUGCUCCUGUUGAAGGAAGUAUCCUGUUUCCUUCAUUUGGCCUUUCAAUUGAUGUAACCAGCCAGUUAUAAGGAGACCUACAUUUUAAUGUAGACUGUGAACUGCAGUGCAUCUUGGUAUUUCUCACAUUGAUAAACAUUGCCAGAUGUGAUAGACAUGAUAAUUUACAGAUAAAAAUUCUAGGACUGAGAGAGGGUUCAACCCAUGGCCAUUAUAUCUGUAGCCUGGCAUUUUACCACCAAGCCACAGAGAUCCAUGCACAAAUUAAGUUUGCAAAACUCGUAAGUUAAAUGUUGGUUAAGAAGUUAUCAUUUUUAGUGCAACAGCAUUGUACAAAAAGAAAUUACAUAUAUUAAUAUAUUACUUAAUGUCCUUCAAUUUUUGAAGGACAUGUAAAUUGUAUUUAUAAUUUCCUGAUGUGUAACUGUCAGAAUUAUUUCACAAGAACAGCACACUUUAUUAUAUUAGUAUAUAGUUCAAGAUCAGUAUUAACGUAAAUAAUUAUGUCCUUUCACUCUUACAGACAUGUUUUUCUAAGUGUUAUUUAAGGGAAGCUUUUAAAUUAUGUUGUCAAAAUCUUGCUUUCAUUUGUUUCCCCAAAGAAUAGUUUAUAUGAAAGAGAUUAACAUCAAAAAUAAAUUUAAGAGUUAGUCUUUCAUGAAGAUUUUUGUCAGGGGGUUAGCCUCGUACAGUAGUGAAACAUGGACAAUAAACAGUUAUGAGAAGAGGAGAAAAGAUGAUCUCGAGAUACUGAAAAGAAUGCUGGAGACAAGAAGAGUAGCAUAGAAUACUGGCAGUGUGGUAUUGAAUCAAAUGUGAGUGAAAAUGAAAUUUAUGGAACAACUUGAUAACUUGAUUGGACACAUCCUUAGGCAUCAAGGAUUUAUUAGUUUGGUACUGGAGGGAAGUUGGGUGGGAUGGGGAGGAUAGUGGAGGUAGUGGAAGGAGACAAAGGUUUGGUUACAAUAAACAGGUUCAAAUGGUUGUAGGUUGCAGUGGUUAUGUAGAGACAGAGACUUGCAUGGAGUAGACUAGUGUUGAGAGCUAAAUAAAUCCCAACAACAGCAAUUGCCGUACUUUUUUUUUCUGUCAAUAAGAGUCCAUAUGUCAAAAUUAUUUUAUCAUUUUUCAUCAUUAAUGAGAAAAAAUAUUAAUCGAAUAUGAAGUGUAUGAAACGUUUAAUAUAAUGCUUGCCAGAGAUGGAAUGACAUUAGUAAUGGGUUUUUGCAUGGUGAGAGGUUUAAUAAUGUGGUACCUACCAUGAGGAGCCUUACUGAUGUGUUACUUUUAUUUAUUUUUGUAAUACAUUUGUUUGGAUAUUUUCUAAAUUUUGAAUUAUUACUUUAGUGUGUACAGACAUUAUUUUGUGGGCCAGAGAGAUAUGCUAAAUUACAUGCCACCAUUCAGUCUCUGUCUAGGAAACAAAUCUAAAGGAAAAGAAAGCCUUUGAUGAAUUUUGUAUGAACAGAUCACAUUCUUUAAGUAUGGGGGAAAAAAUAAGGACAAUCUUCACAUUGUUAUUUUGUGUAGAUGCUCCAGUUCUUAUAAUACACACAGAAAAUAAAAUGGGAUUAAAUUAGGGAACAAUUAUUGACCUCAAUUGACAAGAGCAAGCUGUAUUGCAAAUGUUUGGUAUUGUUGAAGUAAGUGAAACAGUGUUGCAAUUCCUUAAGGCAUCACAUUAGUGAUUCUCCUCUACUCGUGCUGUAAAAUAAUAUUGUGAAGGACAAUGUAGAUGUUGAACAGUUGCUUAAGAUUUUGAAACAUAAAUUAUUAUUCAACUGUAGGUAACGAUACUUUGCACCUGUGUCACUCUGAGGAAGAACACAACUUACAGUCCUCAAAAUCUUCCUUCAUCUGGAAAAGGCUUCAUGCAAAUUGGGUGGUUUACAUCUUUACUGAGAAUUUAGUCUGCCCUGGAAGUGAGUAGCUUUGAAAUUUGUUGUGUGAAUAAUAAAAGUAAAAAUGUGCAAAGAUGCUAGGCUCCUUUAACUAUAUGAAGGUGAAGAUGAUUCAAAUAAA